This is a messenger RNA of Colias croceus (clouded yellow), 738 nucleotides long. RefSeq lists its product as uncharacterized. The transcript has a single exon. Bases 1 to 738 code for a protein of 245 amino acids. NCBI's taxonomy places the organism in Eukaryota, Metazoa, Arthropoda, Insecta, Lepidoptera, Pieridae. The record is from RefSeq and is a predicted model, not a curated record.
AUGUCAUGCCUUGCACAGGAGAUCAAAUUACUUCGUUCUGAACUAUCUAGUUUUCGGCAAGAGAUGUCCAAAAUAAGUACGGUUAUGGCGGAAUAUGAUAAAAGGCUCGACUGUUUUGAGGAGCGGCUAGAUCGUAUAGAAUGUACCUUGUCUGUUUCGCAGUCUCAAACACAGGAGCCUAGCGAUGUAACUAAAAAAAUAGAUUCUUUAAAAUCACGUCUUAAUGAUUCCGAGCAAUACAAUCUACUUAACGACAUAGAAAUAGCGGGCGUCCCCGAAACAAAAGGUGAAAACCUCCUGCACCUAACUAUAACAUUGGCUCAAAAAAUAGGUUUAUCACUAGAUGAACGGGAUAUCGUCAAUGUCUACCGUACUGGCACUCGUAAAAAUCUUGAGGAGCAAAAUACCAGUAGUGAUCGCAUAGCGGCCGCACGUCCGCGGCCGAUCGUCGUGCGGCUAACCCGCCACCACCUACGCAACGAGUUGAUACGCGCGGCGCGAGUGCGGCGCGGGGCGGACACCGCCGGCCUGGUCGCCGGCGAGCCUCGCCGCUUCUACGUCAAUGAGCACCUGACGCGCACCAACCGCUGGUUGUUCCAUCUGGCGCGCGAGCAACAGCGCGCUAAACACUGGAGCUAUGUGUGGACGCGUGGCGGCCGUACUUACGUCAGACGCGAUCAACACUCAAAGUAUUUUAUUGUUUCUUCCGAAGAUGAUAUUAAUAAGAUUUUUGGCUAA